ACUUUAACAUCUUCUUACUCAGCUUACUUUGCAAUUAGGAUUUUCCUUUUACCACCACAUUUAUAUAAUACUUCAAUACCUCCACCCCAUCCAUCUCAAACCUACAAUCAUGGCAGACCGCUCAGUGAUGUCCCGGAACGCUGGUCCGCGGCUCCCCACCGAUCCAGUAGCCGUCGCCGAUAUAUCCCACGUAGAAACCCAUGGAUAUGUGAUACUACCCUCCAUUCUACCCCUGGAAGAAGUCCAAGCUGCCAAAGCCGAGAUUAGGCGCCUCUCUGGCUCUACGCCUCUUGCUGGCCGCAAUCCAUUCGAGGGCCUAGACACGACGCGUAUUUACAGCUUGCUCAACAAGACGCGGGUCUUUGACAAGCUCGUAGUCCUGCCUCGCGUUCUCGCGCUCAAUGAUUACUUUCUGGACCCGGGCUACCAACUUACAGCGUUCCAUACGAUUCAGAUUAACCCCGGCGAGCAGCCACAGGAUCUGCAUCACGAUGACGGGUUUUGCCACUUUCCACGGCCAAGAGGACCAUUAGGGACUGCCAUUAUGGUGGCGUUUGAUGAGUUUACAGCCGAGAACGGCGCCACACGCGUGAUUCCUGGCUCACAUCUCUGGGGCAGUGAGAAACCGAGGAAAGAGCAGGCGAUUCCUAUGGUUUGCCCAGCUGGGAGUGUGAUAUACUUCAUAGGCACCACAUGGCAUGGUGGAGGACCGAAUACGUCCACAUCAUCGAGAAUGAGUGCUACAGUGCAAUAUUGCCAGCCAUAUAUUCGCUCGCUUGAGAACCAGUUCUUGGCUGUUGACCCACGGAGGCUGCCAGAAAUUGACACACGGAUCGUCGAGAUGAUGGGAUAUAAAAUUCACCAGCCGUUCGUCGGAUACGCCGACGGACUCAGCCCAGUUAGAGGCGCGCGGCGGAUGGUAGAAUGGCUGCAGAAACCUUUGGAUAAGAAUCCCCCUGCAUUCCCUGAUCAUGGGACCGGGAAGAGCAAAUUAUAAUGCUUGCGUGGGGUUGAUAUGAGCGCUG
Messenger RNA from Pseudogymnoascus verrucosus, 1025 nucleotides. RefSeq lists its product as uncharacterized. Bases 110 to 997 code for a protein of 295 amino acids. The record is from RefSeq and is a predicted model, not a curated record. Lineage: Eukaryota; Fungi; Ascomycota; Leotiomycetes; Thelebolales; Thelebolaceae. The transcript has 4 exons.